AUGGUUCAUCUCGCUACUAUCACCAAGGACUCCGAGUUCGAACCCUCCCUCGUCAAGCGCGUGGAUUCCAUCAAGCUCGAAACCUGUGAGGAAGAUGGCUUCUAUUCCACCGUGUACGGAACGCGGUUUGCGACUGAACAGCUCCCAAGCAUGGAAAUGCCCGAGCAGGAGAUGCCCCGGGAGGUCGCCUACCGUAUGAUCAAGGACGAGCUGAGCUUGGACGGUAACCCGAUGCUCAAUUUGGCGAGUUUCGUGACCACCUACAUGGAAGAGGAAGCAGAGAAGCUCAUGAGCGAGUCCUUCAGCAAAAACUUCAUCGAUUAUGAAGAGUACCCACAGUCCGCCGAGAUCCAGAACCGAUGUGUAAACAUGAUUGCCCGUCUCUUCAAUGCCCCCACCAAGAGUGAGGAGGAGCACCCCAUGGGCACCUCCACCGUCGGAUCCUCCGAGGCUAUCAUGCUGGGUACCUUGGCAAUGAAGAGACGGUGGCAGAACAGGCGCAAGGCCGAGGGUAAGGACUACUCCAGGCCCAACAUCGUCAUGAACAGUGCCGUCCAGGUCUGCUGGGAAAAGGCCGCCCGCUACUUCGAUGUCGAGGAGCGUUACGUCUAUUGUACCGAGGACCGCUAUGUGAUUGACCCCGCGCAGGCGGUGGAUCUCGUGGACGAGAACACCAUCGGUAUCUGUGCGAUUCUGGGCACCACCUACACGGGCGAGUAUGAGGACGUGAAAGCGAUCAACGACCUCCUGGUCGAGCGAGGCAUUGACUGCCCCAUCCACGUCGACGCGGCCUCUGGGGGCUUCGUCGCCCCCUUCAUCCACCCGACUCUCCAGUGGGACUUCCGCCUGGAGAAGGUCGUCUCCAUCAACGUGUCCGGCCACAAGUACGGUCUCGUCUACCCCGGGGUCGGCUGGGUCGUCUGGCGGUCCCCGGAAUACCUGCCCAAGGACCUGAUCUUCAACAUCAACUACCUGGGUGCGGAGCAGGCCAGCUUCACGCUGAACUUCUCCAAGGGGGCUUCCCAGGUGAUCGGACAGUACUACCAGAUGAUUCGUCUGGGCAAGCGCGGCUACCGCUCGAUCAUGGUGAACAUCACCCGCAUUGCGGACUACCUCGCCCAAGAGCUCGAGAAGAUGGGAUUCAUCAUCAUGAGCCAGCGCGGCGGUCGGGGUCUGCCCCUGGUUGCCUUCCGUCUUCCGGCCGGCCGGAAGGAACACUUUGAUGAGUUCGCCCUGGCCCAUCAGCUGCGCGAGCGCGGAUGGGUGGUCCCGGCCUACACGAUGGCGCCGCACAGCAACGCCUUGAAGCUGAUGCGGGUGGUGGUGCGCGAGGACUUUAGCAUGAGCCGCUGCGACACCUUGUUGAACGAUGUGAAGCUUGCAAUGAAGACGUUGAGCGACAUGGACCAUGCGAUGUUGGCCAGGUAUACCGUGCAUGUUCGGACGCAUUCGACCAACUCGCACAAGGCGAAGCACACCCACCCGGAGUAUAAGAACGAGACACACUCUUUGCAGGGCAAGACCGGCAAGACGCAUGGAAUCUGCUAG
Messenger RNA from Aspergillus ochraceoroseus IBT 24754, 1548 nucleotides. Its product is annotated as glutamate decarboxylase. The transcript is spliced from 4 exons. Gene Ontology annotation, biological process: L-glutamate catabolic process. Lineage: Eukaryota; Fungi; Ascomycota; Eurotiomycetes; Eurotiales; Aspergillaceae. Bases 1 to 1548 code for a protein of 515 amino acids. Gene Ontology annotation, cellular component: cytosol. The record is from RefSeq and is a predicted model, not a curated record. Gene Ontology annotation, molecular function: glutamate decarboxylase activity; pyridoxal phosphate binding.